Messenger RNA from Dentiscutata erythropus, 354 nucleotides. The record is from the annotation of a GenBank genome assembly. Lineage: Eukaryota; Fungi; Glomeromycota; Glomeromycetes; Diversisporales; Gigasporaceae.
AUGGCUGGCUAUUUACGUGCCAUGCAAUUUGAUAAUGAUUCAGCGAGUCAUCAACAAGUUUGGGACGGUCUCCAACGUUUUCUCAACGAAGAUUGUGAUCCACAUACUAAACGAAGAAUGGAAAAAGUGUUUGCCGAACAAAAAGCUAGUGAUGAACUUGGUCUCAACGAUGAUGUGCUUUCCGUGGCCUACUCUCUAAUUGGUGAUGAUGCCUUAUAUAUUGAAAUUCUUGAAACUCUUCAAUUGAACAACCGACAGAAUCUUCCAUGGGAAGCUGUAAUCAAGAGAAUUCACCGUGUCACCACAGAGAAAAAACCUCACAUUUGGCCAACGUUAUGCAAGUUCUUGGAUGAU